Anoplophora glabripennis (Asian longhorned beetle) is the source of this 1790-nucleotide messenger RNA. RefSeq lists its product as uncharacterized. The transcript is spliced from 3 exons. The annotation marks the transcript as partial. Lineage: Eukaryota; Metazoa; Arthropoda; Insecta; Coleoptera; Cerambycidae. The record is from RefSeq and is a predicted model, not a curated record.
AUGGAACCAGAAAAAGCCGAAAAUUUCGAAGAUCUUUCAGAAAUUGGACAAACUUGGAAUAAAGUUGAGACUACAUCAAAAAAGUCUGGUUUACGAGAUGGUAUAGCUGAUGGAAGAGAAAGCAGUUUUCAAGAAUAUUUUGAUAUUGGCUUUAAGGAAGGAUUUAAAAAUGGUUAUGCACUGGGAAAGUAUAAAGGCCUUCUAGCAGCCCAUUCGAAGAAGAAUUGUUUGGAGAUUGUUGAGUACCCUUUGUUGCAAAAAACGAGUAGGGGUGGCUGUGAAGUGUGUAAGAACGAGGAACUCUUGAAAAAUGAUGUUUCAGCUAUAAUAAAAAAGCAGACUGAUAUAUCUCAUAAAAAUCUGCAACAAUUAUAUUCUACUUUUAAUAAAACUUUCAACUGUGAAUUGCCGAAAAGUUGAGUAGUAUCUAUUACAAAUGUUUUUGUAAGUUUAAUUUUGUAAACAUUUUAGCAUAACUCUUAGAAAAGAAUAAGGUAUGGGGCACAUUGAGACAAACAUGACAUAGUCCACCUAAGCUAAGACAGUUUGCGUUUUUAUUUUCCAUUUAGUAUUUACAUACAAAUUUUUAGACAUAUAUGAUGGGCAUUGUCCAAGCAGGUAUCAGGGCUGAGAGUGUAUAACAAUCUGGAAAACCGAAAAGACCAGAAAUUAUUAGUAAAUUUCAUAGAUCUAGAAAUGUCAGAAAUAGCAGGUACUAGGUAAUUUCUUGAAUUUGGGAUUUUUUAAAAUGCAGUUGGAUGUCAUUAAAUUAUUAAGUCAACCUCUGGUUAUGAUGGAUAUAUACCCGAAUUAAAACUUGUUUUCUAUUAUCAUCCCAAUUUUUUAUAAGGACCUUUCAUAGAUAAUACGAAUAUUUUCGCCUUCAGUAUUACAUUCUGAUCCCCACCCUUAAACCUACAAUUUAAUGUAAAAUAUUCCACAUAUGUAUUUUUUAAAAAUAACCUUUUUGAAAGCAGUUACUUUGCUUUGUUGAGGUGGGCUACAACAUGUUAAAAGGUGUCUGUCAAAUGAUUGCAACUCAGAUAUGUGAAAAUUCCAAUUAUUCCAAAAAUUCUGAUAGAAGGUGUUGUGAUUCACAAGUAUCGAUUUCUUCGAAGCCAACAAUUUGUUUCCCAGACUUAAUUUUUUUUUUUUUUUUUAGGCAUCAAUUAUACAAAGGAGUCAUAUCUCCGGGGGGUCUGUCUUGAAAUAAAUCUGGUAACCCUAUUCACAAGCCAUCUUUUGGCUCUUUUUAGCGUAACGCUAAUCAGAUUGGUAAAUUGGUCAAUUUUUUCCGAUAUAGAGGGUUUUAAGUUUGAAAUUCCUUAAGCUGAUUAUUAAAAUAUUUUGAAAAUGCUUAAAAGUAGGUAAAUGCAAAUUUACACUGGUAUUUCAAUAUAUGUAGGUAUAUCCUUUAUAAGAAUGUGAAGCUUAAGUAAAAUUUUUUCACCAUUUUUCUUGAUGUGACUUUGACUUAAGACUUAAAAACUAAACAAAUAUUUUUUUUACCAUAAAUCAUCUCUUAUUUUUUUAUUUAUUUUGCCCAUUUUAGGAUACAAAUGAUUUAAAUUUUUGGUAGCCAUUUAGAUAAAUGGCAUAAAAUUAAAUAAUAUUUUUCAUUAUUAGGCAACAAGUGAAAAAAUCGCACAUGAAAUAGAAGGGAGCAAAAUUUUAGCCAAACCCUCCAAUUUUACCUGCCCCUAAAUCUUAGAAUAAUUCUGGACAAUAAUUAUUGUUUUUUAUAAAGAACAAAAUUAUAUAAAUUUUCAUUAUUAAAAUAUAAAAUUUUA